Molecule: messenger RNA, 3594 nt
Organism: Oreochromis aureus
Lineage: Eukaryota; Metazoa; Chordata; Actinopteri; Cichliformes; Cichlidae
Gene: oca2
Product: oculocutaneous albinism II
Exons: 24
Coding region: 325-2856 (843 amino acids)
Biological process (GO): melanin biosynthetic process; melanocyte differentiation; transmembrane transport
Cellular component (GO): melanosome membrane
Source: RefSeq, a predicted model, not a curated record
CCUCUAGAGCCUGCGCCUCAGGAACAUCUCCCUCCUUUCUGGGAGAGCACCCGAGAGGACACGAAACACCUCAGCCUCUCUCGCCUUCCAUCACGUCCCUGUGCUCAAAUAACAUCGAAAAGAACGAGCCCCAGCAGAUGUGAGACCAUCACUCUUUACCUUUUGUCGGAUUAUCAGUUUGAAUGAGUUCCGCUUUCUUUGGCUCAACAUCAGCAUCAACUGAGCACUGCCAUCCUCCUCCUCAUCAUCAUCAUCCUGUUUGUCUUCAUCCUCAUCCUCAUCUAAAAUCGAGUUCUCUGUCUUCAUUCAUCAAGCAGUCUCACCAUGUAUCUGGAGAACAAAACCAGCCUGGAGAUUGAAAUGUCUCAGACGGCAUCCCAAGGCCAUCAGGGCAGGAGCAGCCUCAGGUCACCGAAGGCGGUGGCAGGGAACUUCGGGGAACUGUGUCUGCUGGAGGGCAUCUCGGAGAGGCUAGACACCCAGAAGCUGCAGCAGUCUGCAGGACAGUGCGUCAUCCACACUGAGGGCUUUGUCCCCAUUCGACAAGAGGACGGUUUCAGGAAUAAUUUCAGUGCUGUCAACAUCCUCAGAGGAAAAACAAACUCAGCCAACCUCACAGAGAGGUCGCCUCUGCUGCGAUUCUCUCAAGAUGACAGCAUAACCUACAUGACCCUACAUGACCCCAGCUUUGUUGGAGUUGAGGAGCCCUGGAACAACGGCUCCCUGGACGUGGAGAGGCGGUAUCGGCUGGGCAGCGAGGUCACCAGCCUGUCGCUAUCGCGCUCCAGCUCCUCGGAGAAGUACGACCCUCUGGACAACCUCAACCUCAGCUUCAGAUUCACAAGCAAUGUGAAAUGCUGCUUCAAAGUCUCCAAAACUGCCACCAUCUUUGCGUUUGUUGUUCUCUGCAGUCUGUUCUUCAGCAUGUAUCCUGAUCGAGACAACCCCUGGAGGAUGGUGGCAGUCUCUCCCACAGAGAGUUUCUCAAUGAAUGUGACUGAUUUUCGGGACAAUGCUUUACUGAAGCUACAGGUGGCUGGGCCUUUUGCAGGGGGGAUGAUAGAUUUGACCACUCAGGAGUACAUCCUCAUCCAGGUAGAGCAGACCGAGCAGCCAGGACAGCGGCGGAGGAGGACUCAGCAGGUGACUCAUAAUUGGACCAUCCCUCUACAUGCAGAAAGAAGCGACCAGAUAGUGGAAACAAAAACCUUUGAGAUGCUCAGCAGUGAUCCCAUCGCCAUCACAAUUCAGGCGUUCCUGCAGGAUAACGAGGUGGUGCCGCUAUCCAUGACCCACCAGUCGCUUUACGUCAGCGUGGAGACACAGGUGGCCAUCGCUGGAAUCAUCCUGGCCGGGGUCUAUGUUCUCAUCAUCUUUGAGAUUGUGCACCGCACCCUGGCUGCUAUGCUGGGAUCUUUGGCAGCCUUAGCUGCUCUGUCUAUCAUCGGGAAUAGACCCAGCCUUGUUACAGUGGUGGAGUGGAUCGACUAUGAGACGCUGGCUCUUCUGUUUGGCAUGAUGGUGCUGGUGGCCAUUUUCUCAGAGACUGGCUUCUUCGAUUACUGUGCAGUGAAAGCUUACCAGUUAGCCAGAGGAAGAGUGUGGCCCAUGAUCAUCAUCCUCUGUCUCAUCGCUGCCAUUUUAUCUGCUUUUCUGGACAACGUGACCACUAUGAUGCUUUUUACUCCCGUCACCAUAAGGUUGUGUGAGGUGCUUAAUCUAGACCCCAGACAUGUCCUGAUUGCAGAAGUAAUCUUCACCAACAUUGGAGGGGCCGCCACAGCUGUCGGAGAUCCGCCCAAUGUGAUUAUAGUAUCAAAUCAGGACCUGCGCAGAGAAGGGAUUGAUUUUGCCAGUUUCACAGGCUACAUGUUCCUCGGAAUAUGCCUCGUCCUUUUUACCUCAUUUCCUUUCCUGCGGAUGCUCUACUGGAACAAAAAACUUUACAACAAAGAGUCCAUUGAAAUAGUUGAACUCAAGCAUGAGAUCCUGGUUUGGAGGCAAACGGCUCAGCGCAUAAACCCUGCCAGCCGAGAGGAGACAGCUGUGAAAUGUCUUUUAAUGCAAAAAGUCCUCAACCUGGAGAGUCUGCUGCGAAAAAUGAUGAAGACCUUCCAAAGACAAAUUUCUCAGGAGGAUAAGAACUGGGAGCAAAACAUCCAAGAACUGCAGAAGAAGCACAGAAUUACUGACAAAGUUCUGCUGGUGAAGUGUGUGUCCGUCCUUGGCGUUGUGAUCUUCAUGUUCUUUCUCAACUCUUUCGUUCCCAGCAUUCAUCUCGAUCUUGGUUGGAUCGCUAUCUUGGGUGCGCUCUGGCUUUUGGUUCUGGCUGACAUUCAGGAUUUUGAGAUCAUCUUGCACCGAGUGGAGUGGGCCACGCUGCUGUUUUUUGCCGGCCUCUUCGUUUUGAUGGAGGCUUUAGCCCAGCUGCAGCUUAUUGACUAUAUCGGAGAACAGACAGCACUGCUUAUAAAAGCGGUGCCAGAAGACCAGCGCUUGGCUAUAGCCAUUAUCUUGGUGAUGUGGGUCUCGGCUCUGGCUUCUUCUCUCAUUGACAACAUUCCCUUCACUGCCACCAUGAUUCCAGUUCUCAUCAACCUGAGUCAGGAUGCAGAUGUGAACCUGCCAGUUAAACCGCUCAUCUUUGCUUUGGCUAUGGGAGCCUGUCUGGGUGGAAAUGGCACAUUGAUAGGAGCAUCAGCCAACGUUGUGUGUGCAGGCAUCGCUGAGCAACACGGAUAUGGCUUUUCCUUCAUGGAGUUCUUCAAGCUGGGAUUCCCCAUGAUGAUAAUGACAUGCAUGAUCGGCAUGUGCUACCUGCUGGCCACACACAUCGGACUGGGAUGGAACAUGUGAACCGUACCUGCUGCACAGAGAUCCAAAGAAACUGUGUGACCACUCCUCCAAGAGUCUGAGUUCACUGUAACGUGAUGUGUAACCUGACUGCUCAGUUUACCGGCAUUAUAUGAAGCAUCGCAGCCAUAUUUUUCAAAGCGCGGAAAGGUGGUGUCUUUGAGUAAGUGUAGACCAUCAGGGACCAGAUUUAUCUGAGCUUUCACCAAAAUCCAAGAAAUUUCUGAAACAAAAAUGUCACCAGUCCAUUAUGGUGUACAUGGUGCUAUGGCUUCACAGGGUAAAAUAACUAGUGUAAGCAUUUGAAGGUGUGCUCGCUGAUGUCAGACUGUCUGUUCUUUUGGAAACAGACAAAAAAGAAACAAAAAAAGAAAAAGUGGCCUGUUUAGAAAACCAAUCACAAACAUUACACCAGUGGUUUACCAAACUUCUGUUUAUAUUUACAACAAGAACCAGUGAAAGGGAUUUUCUAAUGGUUUGUGUCAAAGGCAGCAUCAAUUUAACUGCAAAGAACCGAUGAGACAAGAAAGCAGUUGUAGACUCUGGUCGAAGCAUUGUAUACCACCUAGUGGAUUGUGUACAUGUAAACUCACUGAUUUAUUUCAGCAAUCAUAUUCAUCAUGUAAAUGCUUUCACCGCACUGAACAGCAUCUUCUUACUUUAUCUGUUUUUCUGUAUACAUUGUACAGCCCAACAUCCUGAACAGCCAAAAGGAGAACGAAAAAUAAAUCGAGGAAUAAA